Molecule: messenger RNA, 2433 nt
Organism: Carassius carassius (crucian carp)
Lineage: Eukaryota; Metazoa; Chordata; Actinopteri; Cypriniformes; Cyprinidae
Product: protein LBH-like
Exons: 4
Coding region: 178-477 (99 amino acids)
Source: RefSeq, a predicted model, not a curated record
UGACUCGGGUGAGUGCGCAUGAAAUUACAGUCGCGCGCUCUGAGGUAACAGCUUUAGUCUGGGAGAAUCUGACUUGAGUCUAGCAGACACAUCCACUGGAAAGAGCAGCAGUCACGGGCUUUACGCGGAGAGCCAACACUUCAGAAGGCUACAGGUCUAAGUGUGUCACUGGGCAGCAUGACGGAAGUGCUGAACAGCUGUGACUCUGCGGUGGGAGACUACAGUGUGAGCGGUGCGUCUGAGGAGCAAAGCAUCUCUUUUCAGAUCUUCCCAGACUCCCAUGAACGGUUCCCGAAGCUUUCCAAACGCUUGCCAUCCAUCGUGGUUGAACCCACUGAGAGCGGGGAGGUGGAGAGCGGGGAACUCCGCUGGCCUCCUGAUGAUCUGAGCCCUACAGACGACCCCAGAGACAGACAGGAACAGGCUGCAAGUGACAAGGCCACAGAAGACAGCCAAGAGGUCGCGACAGAAAACUAAUGGGCGAAGGUUGGCACCAAUCCAGCCAAUCACUGUGAAUGUCUUCAGUAUGGACAGGAGUGAAUUGGAGACUCCACCAGUUAGGUCUGCUUAUCAUCCACACUAGAGCUGAACGAGGCCUGAGAGACUGCCUUAACUGAGCUAGCUCACGUGCCAAACUCUAGUGGUAGUCAGCUUGAGUUGUAAAAGAUCUCCAUUAACACCAUGAUACCCAUUAGAAUUAUAAAUUAUAGAUUGGCAUUCAUUUAUGUAUUUAUUUGCUUUGGACCAAAGUCUUUCAUUCCUUCCUAUCAAAAGGACAUAGCUUCAGGAUAUUAAUUCAAUGUAUUAUAUCAGCAUAAAUGAAGUGAAAAUGGAUUUCAGAUAACAUGUAAAUGAACUACAGUGCACAAUGGCCAGUGUAGAUUUCAAACUCUAAGCCAUGUACAGUAGAUCUCAGUUUGUUUUCACGUUCACAUAGGGUUUCCUUCUUAACAUGCUUUCCAGAUUUGUACUUAUUCUUUGGCACUUGCAUUAAUCCUCUGUUAUUCACAUCGCUGCUGCUUAUUUACUAGUGUCUGUCAGAGCUGCUGUAAAUGUAGCUUUCUUUGCCUUAGACAUUUAUUUGUAGUUACACUGUAUGUACAUCAUCAUUUAAAUGAGAUUACUGUUUGUAUAAAUUUUCAGACGGUCAUUAUUUCACCCAUCAUAAUGUAUCUGUCACCUUCCAAAGGCGAAACUCUUUGGUGCUGUUGAAUAUCACUGUAUUCUGUAAGUAUUACAGUAUUUGAGUAUUAGUCUUAAAAUAUUAAUUAUCUGUCUGGGAAUGGGAAUGAAUGCACCAAAGUAUCACUUAGCAUUAAAAGCAGUUAUUUCUACAUCAGUGCUCUGUUGAUUCAUCAAAUGAAUGUAUGUAGGAUCCAGCCUUGACACAUCACUGAUUUCUUGUGGGUAGAUGUCAAGUACUAGCCAAAGGCGCUUCUAGUUGAAUACUGUGUUGACACGAGCAAUAGUUAUUCUAACCCAGCAGCUCUAAGCAGUUGAUGUUUUCCAGCCACAGGCAUUGCUAGAGCAGUUUUAGGGGCUUCAGUUCCCCUUGUCUUUCAUCUCAACCCUCCUAAAACUUUUCUCUUUAACUGUCGGAUCUCUUUAAAAUCUGUUAUAAUCUUCAGCAUGUUUGCUCUAACGGAUGCAGUAUCUGCGGUUAAGUAAGGCCUUUAAAAACUUUUUUUUUACUUCCAAACAAGGUUGUCAAGUUCAUAUUAGGUGUUUGUCUAUACAAACUUUGUUUGUUAUAAAUUACAUUUAUCGGGGGUAUUUACAUUUAUUUGAGUUUCGAUUCAUUGUAAUUCUACAGAUCUUUCUUCUGUGAAAAACAAAACUGUUAGUUUCAUACAUGAAUGCCAGUGGGGUGCAAAAUGACAUUGCACCCCAUAGAGUUCAACAGUUGUGGAAGUAAAAAUCCCAUUCAUUUUUAUUUUUAUUUUUUUUCUGUACCGGAGAAUUGAUAAACCUUUAAGAUGGACCUACUGUGAGCUAUGUGCUUGCUAAUGGAUGGUUUGUAGUUUGUUGAAAAUGUUUUUUUUUAUACAUAUACAAUCAACCUCUUCAAAUCAGUUAAAUCAAGAUUAUUUAUCCAAGGUAAUUGAAAUUGGCAAUGAUUGCAGUUCUUUCCCUCAGUAAAGCUGUUAAAUGGAUAGUUCAUUCGAAAUCCUGUCAUCAAUUAGUCACCACUGAAUUCCACCGUAUUUUUCCCAUACUGUGGAAGUCGAUGGCUACUGGCAACUUUUUAGUUACCAAAAUUUUUCAAAAUAACAUCUUUUUUAUUUUAACUCUCUUUUUGAAAAUCCCUAUCGGAAAAAAUCAAUGGAAGAAAUAUUACGGGAACCAAGGCUGCUGAAAAAGUUGUCGAGCAGUGCUGCACUUAAUUCAGGAGUGUCCAAUCCUUCCCCUGGUGGGCCACUGUCCUGCAAAGUU